This is a messenger RNA of Hibiscus syriacus, 606 nucleotides long. RefSeq lists its product as uncharacterized. The record is from RefSeq and is a predicted model, not a curated record. The coding region runs from base 1 to 606 and encodes 201 amino acids. The transcript has a single exon. Lineage: Eukaryota; Viridiplantae; Streptophyta; Magnoliopsida; Malvales; Malvaceae.
AUGGCUAAGGAACGAGAAGAGGAAAUAACAAAGAAGCCAUUGAUAAUAGCAAUGAAAGGGCAUCCAGGCACAGGCAAAUCCACUUUAGCUCAUGCCUUGGCCUCCACCCUCAAAUUCCCUCUCAUCGACAAAGACGACAUCCGCGACUCCUCUUUCCCUCUCCACCAACAACAACCGGCUGCGUCUCGCCACCAGCUCAACGACCUCUCCUACGAAGCUGUCUGGCGAGUCGCCACUACUCAGCUCCACCUCGGCCUCAGCGUCAUCAUCGACUCUCCUCUCUCUCGGAGAAUCCAUCUCGACCGUUUGGUCGAAUUGGCUGCGUCGGUCGGUGCUCGAAUUGUGAUCGUGGAGUGCCGGCCAUCGGACGAGGUCAAGUGGAGGGAGAGGCUUGAAGGGAGGGAAAAGAGUUGGCACAAGCCUGCCUCUUGGGGGGAGCUUCAGGAGCUGAUUAAAGGGUACGGCGGAUGCUCUGAGUACGACGUCGGAGAUGUGCCCAGGAUGUUGGUUGACACGACGACGCCGAAUCUUGGGGUGGAGGAGUUGGUUUCCAGUGUGGUGCAGUUCAUUGCUUCUGUUUGGUGUCCGACCCCACCUCCGAUGUAA